Stereum hirsutum FP-91666 SS1 is the source of this 2883-nucleotide messenger RNA. RefSeq names its product acetyl-CoA synthetase-like protein. The record is from RefSeq and is a predicted model, not a curated record. Lineage: Eukaryota; Fungi; Basidiomycota; Agaricomycetes; Russulales; Stereaceae. Bases 1 to 2883 code for a protein of 960 amino acids. The transcript is spliced from 10 exons.
AUGUCUCACGUUAAUGCCCGAUUUUUACUCGUCGGGAACGAUCUUCUCCCGCAAGUGCAGGAGCUGGUCAACGAGCCUUUUAGUAUCGUCCCGCUGGACGUGAUAGUCAGCUCUUCGGAGACCCGGAAGGUCGAAGACGGAUUGUUAGGGUGGGACGACGUUAUUCCUAUGAAUCACGACAAAAGCAAAAAUGGCUACGCCGAGGAAAUUGGAAGGCAUUUCACGUACUUGCACACGUCAGGCUCUACAGGCCAUCCCAAACCAAUCGGUUGGACUCACGAAAACAUGUAUACGGCAUGCGUCUCCGUAGGCAAGGACCGAAAAUCGAGGACUGGUCGUGUAUUUUAUACACCAAUGCCUUUGUUCCAUGGAGCAGGAUUCAUUGUUUCAUUCCCAACCAUCCUCGGUGUCGGUGGUAUUUUCACCUUCGUUGAAAGCCGUCAAGCAAUCUCGUCCUCUAGUUGCCUGCGGCAUAUGCGCAUUCUUGCAGAGCACAAACCCGACGCUUUGCUACCACCUAGCAUAUUAGAAGACAUGAUCAUAGAGAAUAAUAACGAUCAGAACCUCCGAACCCUACUCGAUAUGAACUCGAUUCUCUUCGCUGGGGCUCCCCUUCGUACGGAUAUUGGCGACGAGAUCACACGCAAGGGAGUACGACUCGUGAACUGCUUCGGAAUGACCGAGACAGGACCACUCUCAAGUUUUUGUUACCAAGAUAGCUGUGAUCCGGCAGACUGGUCCUACAUUGAGAUCAACGAGGAAGCGUUCAAUUUUGUCUUCACACCCAUGAAAUCAGACGGUGCAUUCCAUAGCCUGAUUAUAACGCCGGGAUAUAUGACUCCUAUGGUUCUCGACAGUCAAAACCCUGUCGGCAUUCGCUCUAGCGACAGGUGGGUACAACACCCAGACCCUGGGAAGGCAAGACUUUGGAAAGCAUCGGGCCGAAACGAUGACGUUGUGGUAUUGAGUAGUGGUGAAAAAACCGACAGCGUACAACUCACAUCCCUGCUAUGCGCCUCUUCCCUGGUCUCGCGUGCAUUAAUAUUUGGAACUGGACGUCUCAUGAACGGGGCCUUGGUCGACCCUGCCCCGGAAGCAUACUUGGCACACGGGCCGUCCACGUACCUCGAUCUACUAUGGCAUUACGUUGUCCAGAACGUCAACCGCGUCGUACCUCAUCACUCUCGUUUGAUUCGUUCGCUCGUCCUUGUCGUCAAUGAAGAAAAGCCUCUCCUCAGCACCGAUAAGGGAACAGUUAAGAGGAAGGCUAGCCUCGAGCUUUACGCGGCUGAAAUUGACGCGGCUUAUCGUGACCUAGAGGACGGGGAAUCCGGAGACUCGAUAGGGUUGUCUCCUGUCCAGGGAUAUGAGGCGGGAAAUGUAAAAUCGCUUCAGUCUCGCCUUUCGACUCUCCUGAACGACGUACUCGGGGCCCAACUCGGAAUGGGCGACGACUUCUUCGCGGCUGGCAUGGACUCAUUACUAGCUAUACAGUAUCGUUCCGCCGUGUCGUCCGGUAUAAAGAGUUCCGGAUACAACGGUACCUUGCCGAGGAACAUCAUCUACAUGCAUCCGACAAUAUCCGCGCUCUCAGAAUGUAUCAUCUCUAUCCUCGCCAACUCCCCCGCGCUUUCGAGCCCUCCCGAACGAACGAAUGCCGUGAGGUCAAUGCUGGAGGACGCUAUCAAUGCCUACAAAUCGAACUUCAAUCAACAUCUCCCCGAUCAUUCUCCAGCUAUGUCUUCUGACGAUGAGGUAUACGCAGUCACAGGGACAACGGGAUCGCUUGGCUCGUUCUUCGUGUCUCUACUGCUGGACCUUUCGACAGUGCGAAAGGUCUACCUUCUCAAUCGUCGCAGUCGGUCUACGUCGUUUGCGCGGCGCCACGAGAUCUCCUUCGAAGAGAAGGGCCUUGAUUUCGGUGUCCUGCAGAAGGCGUUGGAUACGGGAAGAGCAGUCUUCGUCGCAAUCGACUUGUUGCAGGCUGAUUUGGGUAUAUCUGAAAGCAUUCGCCACGAGAUGCUCUCUGAGGUCACGCAUAUCGUUCACAUAGCUUGGUUGCUCAACUUCAAGCUCAUACUACCGUCAUUUAAACCUCACCUCUCGGGCGUACGCCACCUGCUCCAUCUCACCCUCUCUUCCAAGCGCAUGACGCCUCCACAUUUCACAUUCAUCUCCUCUGUGGCAGCUGUAGGACAAUGUGCAUCCUCCGAUCCCGUUCCAGAAGCGUCCAUCUCGAGCCCCGAAGUCUGUCUCGAUCAAGGGUAUGCUAUGUCGAAGUACUGUGGAGAGAAGAUCAUAGAGCUGGCUGCCAAGGAGCGUCCGGAGCUGCGGGCGAGCAUCGUCAGGACAGGACAGAUCUCUGGGGCAGAGGGUAACGGUGCUUGGGCGCGGUCAGAGUACAUGCCGACUUUGAUGAAGACCUCGGUACAGAUCGGCCUCGUACCGGACCAGCUCCCUGAUGUGCGCUGGCUCCCCGUCAACGUCGCUGCUAAGGCCCUCUAUGCGCAAAUUCAACAUUCUUGCUCGCAAACGACCAGAACCGACGCUCAUCUCACGUUUUACAACCUCGAGAACGGUAGUAAGACACCAUGGAGAGACGUGACGAACGCUAUCAUCGAAUUCGGCGCCAGCGUCUCUCUCGAGGUGAAGCCCAAGCUAGUCCCCAUGAAAGAAUGGGUGGAAGCAGUGAGCCGCGCACCGUAUACCUCAGCUUUCCAACUCUUGGAUUUCUUUGAAACCUACGCGCAGGGGCGAUUCAUGCCCACAUUGGAUCUGAAAUAUAGCAGGCAGGCAGCGGGCAGUUUGGUUGAUCGCGAUAUCGGUGAAGAGGUCAUCAGGUCUUAUGUCGCCUUUGCGUGUGCGGACAUCAACAAGAACUGA